Messenger RNA from Dermacentor albipictus, 2436 nucleotides. RefSeq lists its product as uncharacterized. NCBI's taxonomy places the organism in Eukaryota, Metazoa, Arthropoda, Arachnida, Ixodida, Ixodidae. The record is from RefSeq and is a predicted model, not a curated record.
GCCGUACCAGGGUUCGAGGCUAUCUGACACGCGCGCCUCUGUUCCUGCCCAUAGUGCUCACGAUAGUGCAGCACUUCUUUCUAUAUCCAAGUCUCAGUGAACUGCGUUUACGAGGCAGUAUUCCCUUUCGCCAUCCAGUGAACUGCUGAAUCAUGUCUAGGACACCUUAUGCAAGCCAUGCCAUCGACGCCAGCUAUGCAUUCGACAACAGCAGCAACGAAUGGAACGCGCAGAACAUUCCAUGCACCAAGGUGGACGGUGCGAGCUGUAAGUUACUGGAGCACCAUCCGGAAAUCAAUAGGGUACUUCUAGGCGCUGCCCUGGAGCUUCGGGAAGACAAGCGAGGACAGAGCAGAGGUGAUGCCCUUAUUGCGGCUAUCGAGGCAAGCACUUGCCGGUACGCCUUUUACAGCUCUGAGGAAAACUCGUGCAAAGCGAGAGCACUGGACCUUGUUGAGCUUCUACUCGCCGAGCACCACUGCAUCACGGCGAUGGAAUUCAACAGCAACCUGAUGCUUCGCCCAUCGUUGAUCUCAGAAGUAAAACGACACCGCUCUUUGAAAAGCUUCGCUGUACGCGGAAGAUUCAUUGCGUCUGACGGCACAGCUGUGAUGUUCGACGUGAUAAGAUCUUUGCCGCAGCUCAAGAAUCUAGCUUUGAAGUCUUCCGAGUUUGAGAAGGAAUCCUGCACUACGACCAGAGUCAUUCGCUGCUCAUUUGACCUUCCCAUAAGUUAUCUGUCGACCCUCGACCUCGGAGAGCUGUUAAUGCCCUGCACUGAGGUCGGUUGGCUUGUACGGGCGCUCAUUGAAAACGAAAGCAUCACCGACCUCUGCGUAGGAGAUUGCGUGUUCUCCUACCGAGACAGAGACUUCAAUGCAAUGUUCCCGACGUACCUCGCCAAGAAAAAUUGUCCGCUGCGAAAAUUGACGCUCAAAUCGAACGACCACUUCAUCAGCGGGUCACUCAUGGGAAAACUCAUCGACGCGUUCUGCAAAAUGAAUUUUUUGGAGGAACUGAAUGUAGACAUCAUCUUGACAACAAUGUUCGUACCUACGUUCGCCCUCUUCGCCGAAGUGGCCCGUCGGAGCGCCAAACUACGCAGCCUGAGGUUGCCUUGGACGGAUACACAUUCCCAUCUCGGUGUCCACAAUGCAAGUCCUGAAGCCACGCAAUGCAUGAAGUCCUGGCACACUGCCUUGCAAGAAUCGAAGUCACCCCUCAAGCAGCUGCGCGUCGACUUGAAGGCCUUCGGUGAAGCAGAGUGCCACACUUUCUUCGACGCAAUCGCCAACAGUGAUUCUCUGCGGUUGGUGGAAGUCGACACUUUGCCCUUCAUCGAUGGGCUCGACAGGAUCUCGGAAACUAUUCGAGCACGAGGUCUGAACGGUCUAGUUUUCAUCAAAGGACACUAUGAGCACACGAACGCAAUCCAUCUGCUGAAAUGCCCGCAAAUCAGCAGCGUGGCCGUAACGGUGGGGCGGUUCGUUUCCCGCGGACGUGUUGACCCGCAGCCAGUUAUCUUGACUCUGGAAGCGGUUGGCAGCUCGAGUAACGUAACGUCACUGCUGGUUAAGUGCAACACAUUCAGUCGCGACGAAUUAUCUGCCUUGGCGGCAUGCCUACGGAACGCGGCUGUGCUCACUGAUGUCGACAUAAACCUGAACGGCGUUCUGGCUGUCUUAUCAGAAAAGGAGCGUACGGAUGUGCGGGCGGAACUUGUGUCGUCGCUGGCCUCCAACCUCAAACUUGUCAAAAUCAGCAUCAAAGGCGUGCUGCUGUCCAAUGACGACUUGAAUGUUCUCGCACAUGGUGCUAGGAAGAGUCUCAGCCUCACCGAAUUCACCAUGACUCCGGUUUGUUGUGGUUAUACCAGGCCUGGCAAGUAUUGUAAAGAGCUGCAAAGUGGUUUUGAGCGCAGCCCCGGUGCGUUAAAGGAAGCAUUCAACUUCAAGAACAUCGCACUUGCAGACAUCCUGCAAGCGACCAGAAGGAAUGCCUCCUCUCUCUCAACUGCUUCACAAUUCGUGCUAGGUCAGCAAGAUGCCUUGGACGGCGCGGAUGCCAUCGAGCCGAUGCACGACUACCCACGUCUCCUCGAAAUGGUGAUGGAAGGUGCUGACGUCACAAAGACCGACGCCAAGAAGAUGAUCAGCAGCGCUCUUCUGCGUGUGCAAAACUGUAGCCUUGAUGAGUUUAUGAGAAUCGCAGGCGUCGUCAAGGAGAGGGUGGAGUGCCUUCGUCAUUCCGGUGCCAGGCGGCAGCUCACCGACAUUGACCACAACUCAUGGCUACACAUUCGCCGUUUCCUGAAGAUAAGGGACGUUGUCAACAUUGAUCCGGUGUCGGUUAAUCAAAACUGCGCAUGGGCUUUUGAAUGCGAUUAGCACACCGUAAAUAAAACACUUAGCAAUCUACUGAGCGGAAAUUUGCUCA